AUGAACGCUGCCUUGGAGAUAAUAUUGAACAUGAAGGAAAACGAACAGAGCCUACAGAGUGGCGAUAACGAGGAUAAAGAAGAAAUACAGGAACUUUGGAGAUACUUAGAUUUUGCUAUAGGCACAGAGGAAGAUGUUAAAUUGCGAAGAGAAAUAAGCAGAGUCUAUGUAGAGGUGAAGAAUGUUAGUCAGAUAAGUGAUGAAUUUAUUUCUGGAAGUUCCGCUGAAGGAUUUAAAUUUCAAUGGAGUGAUCUUGAUAUAAUGUGGUCCUCCACAAAAGGAACUGUUGUCUUGGAAUUAGAAGGGCUGACAUACUCUAGAUAUAUUACAUUCAUUGCAAGUGACAUUGGUUGCAAACCAAGCUUCUGUAAACUUGCGCAUUAUCCAAAAAAGUGUGACAAAGUGUCUGAUGAUGAUUGUUUUUCCAGGAUUAGGUUUUUGGAAAUGUGUCAUAAAUACAGCUUCAAUAAAUGCACCGAUAUCACAAGUCACGGACCAUGUAUUACAUCAUACAUACAAAAGGAAUACGAUGUUUGUUAUUGCUUUCCUAUACACCCAAUUUCUUCAAAUAAGAUUUUGAGGAAUUUUUCAACAAAAUUUUGGAAUAAUUUAAAGUCACGUCUGUUAGAGAAACGUGUUACCUUGAUGCAUGUUGUUCCAAAAGGUCCCACAAAAGGCGAUGUGAAAGGUAUCCAGUGGCUAAAAUCAUUCUGCCUUCAUCACAGCCUUCAUCUUAGAACGGAAUUUUCUGGCAUCUGGAGGACUAUACUUAGCGACACUGUGGUUAGAAAUUUGAUUAUUAUCAAAUUAAUUGUUCGAGCUCAAAAUAUUCGACUUGUAAAUGGGUACACAGCUGCUAUGGGUCGAGUUGAGGUUAAGAAUAACGGUGCAUGGGGAACUGUUUGUGAUGACGACUGGGAUGACAUAGAUGCUGCUGUAGUGUGCUCUAUGCUAGGAUUUUCAAGGGAAAAUGCAGUAAAGAACAGUGCUUUCUUUGGACAAGGACAUGGAAGUAUAUGGAUGGACGAG
Messenger RNA from Saccostrea cuccullata (small rock oyster), 1029 nucleotides. RefSeq lists its product as uncharacterized. Gene Ontology annotation, cellular component: membrane. The record is from RefSeq and is a predicted model, not a curated record. The annotation marks the transcript as partial. Lineage: Eukaryota; Metazoa; Mollusca; Bivalvia; Ostreida; Ostreidae. The transcript is spliced from 4 exons.